This is a messenger RNA of Acanthocheilonema viteae, 1263 nucleotides long. The record is from the annotation of a GenBank genome assembly. Lineage: Eukaryota; Metazoa; Nematoda; Chromadorea; Rhabditida; Onchocercidae.
AUGGCGGAAAUAUUUUCAUCAGCGACACCAACGCCACAAUUAAGUAGCCUAUUUGUACGUGACCGCUGUUCUUCAUCCACAUUUCAACGUUUUUUACUUUAUACAUAUAUUCCAUUUGGUAUAUUAUUAUUUUGCCUACGUGUUAUCAUUGGUGCACAUAUUUUUCUUACUGCUUGUAUUCUACGCAAAACGAUGUUACUGAGGUGUACAGUAUUACGGGUAAUGUCUUGCUUAUUGGGCUUGGUAGUAUUCAGCGGUGGACCAGCUGGAAAUUGGGAUAACAAAACGCAUCUUCUAGUUGCAAACCAUAUUUCAACGCUUGAUCACAUGGCGGUAGACUUAAUUGAACCUUGCAUAUUACCUUCUGUUUGGGAUGUACCCAAUCUUUUACGUUGGUGCCUAGGAUACAAAGAUCUAGGAGCCCGUCAUGGACGUGCGGAACUUAUUCGUCGUUCAAAAAUAUUCUGCGAAAAGAAUGCUUUACCUCUUCUCACUUUUCCAGAAGGAGCAAUGACGAGUGGUUCUACUGGUCUUCUCAAAUUUAGUACUUGGCCAUUUGAAAUAGCUGAUUCGGUCCAGCCUGUAUUAAUAUCAGUAUAUCGGCCUUUUUUUGGCAAUAUCGCGAUAUCAGUUUUGGGUGGCACAUGGUGGCAAGAUGUUUUCUAUUUUCUGUUUGUACCGUUCACUAUCAUGAAAAUACGUUGGCUUCAUCCGCUGCAUCGAAGGAAGAGCUCAGAUUCACAUAAACCAAGCGAAACAAUUGAAGAAUUCACGAAACGAGUUGCAGAUAUUAUGGCUACCAGAUUAGGUAUUGCUGCUACCUCAUUCACUUCUCAAGAUGCGAUUGAGGAAGCAAAGCGACAUCUUGAAGGAAGGCGACGGUCGUUUCUAAACAUAAGAUUGAAUAAUUAUUCUCCGAGGAAAAACCAAUCGUGGCAAAGUGUAAAAAGUAUAGCCGAGUACCUCGAUACAUUGACAAUGAAAAUUAAGCAGGCUUUUCCAGCAGUUCCACUUCUAGCAAUAAGAGAAGAUCUGGAACAAACGCAAGAUGGUAAUGCGACAUGUGAACGUAUAACAACGGGAAAAAUAAAAUUGAAUCCGUUAGAGAAUGAUGAUUUAUUGCCGGGAACUAAUCCACGGCAAUGGUCAAGAAUAUAUAGUCAUCGAAAAUGGAAUCUUAUUGAAAUAAAUCGUGCUAAAUAUUUGAAACGAAUGGGCGAAGAAUUAUUUGUUGAACAGUUAGAGCAUGGAAUUAAUUCAUGA